This is a messenger RNA of Bufo bufo (common toad), 1798 nucleotides long. RefSeq names its product synaptosome associated protein 47 (gene SNAP47). The record is from RefSeq and is a predicted model, not a curated record. Gene Ontology annotation, molecular function: syntaxin binding; SNAP receptor activity. Gene Ontology annotation, biological process: exocytosis; synaptic vesicle priming; synaptic vesicle fusion to presynaptic active zone membrane. The coding region runs from base 47 to 1435 and encodes 462 amino acids. The transcript is spliced from 5 exons. Gene Ontology annotation, cellular component: plasma membrane; SNARE complex. NCBI's taxonomy places the organism in Eukaryota, Metazoa, Chordata, Amphibia, Anura, Bufonidae.
AUCAUCGUCCGUGUAGUUCCCGGUAACGGUCCGUGAGGUGCGGUGCAUGUUAGGAGUCUCACUGCCUAUAUGCGGGGAGGCUGGGAGUUGUUGUUCUACAGCAGCUGUGCGACUCUGUCCUGUCAUCCGGGCCAUCCCCCUGUCACGUGACUCGUCUUCCCAUCCUGGAGGCUUCAUUGCAGGUGUACGGGAUCGGAUUGGUUGCUAUGGAUCGUUCUCUCUGAUGAGUGAAGAUCUGGCGCUCCGCUCCUGGACCGGCUCCUAUUACCUGAGCAGCGAGAAGCGAUGGCGUCCGGGGAGGCUGUCACUGACCGCCACUCACCUGCGCUUCCAGGCGGAAGGCGCCGACGACUUCCUGGUCCGCUUCCCGCUCUCCGGCAUCAGUGAAAUCAAGAAGGAGUCGUCCAGUUACAUCUUCAGCUCCAUCACUGUACUGGAGGGGGGCGGAGCCAAGCACUGGUUCGGCUCGCUGAUCCCCAGCCGGAACGCCGUCUUCCCGGUGCUGGAGCACUUCUGGAGGGAGCGGCUGCUGUCACCGCGGGGGGACGGGACCUCCAAGGGGAAGGAGCUGCUCAGCAUCAUGUCCGGCUCCCAGAGAUGCAUGGAGGGCACCACCCGGGUACUGCACCACCAGGGGGAGCAGCUGGACGGCAUCAUGAGCGGACUGGGCAAGAUCGAGGGCGACAUGGCGACCGCAGACAGGAUGUUGUCGGUUCUGGAGUCUCCUUCUUGGUGGCCGUUCAGUGGGAGUCCAUGGAAGAGAUCAGCGUCUAAAGAGCCAGAGGCCGCCGCCCAGAGCCGCGGGAAAGACGGGGUCAUCACUACCAUCCCCAUCAUCUUCUGCCGUCACCCCGAGGUCAGCCUCAGGCCGGGUCGCCUCACCCUCCUGCUGUCCGCUCUGGAGAUCUGUGACUGUGACCACCGCCCCCUGCACCGCUACCAGCGCCAGGACGUGGACGACAUCAGAGUGGUGAGCGGGCACGAGAUGAGCGUCCGGCAGAGAUUCCUGGGGCGGCCGGACGUCACCUACACCGUCAUAUCCGCCAGGUUACCGCUCGUCCUGCCCCUGCUGGAGAUGCAGUACAAGAAGAAGGUGGAGUUCACCCCGGAAGCCGCCAUCUUCAGCGACCAGUGCCGCCCGUCUCCCAGCGAGAAGAGUCCAGGAUGGCAAACCGAUUCCUGGUUUCUGGAGACCAUUGUGAGAUCGGGGCCCCGCGGGGGAAGAGAGGAGGCGGCCAUGGCCGAGGAGCAGGAGGUGACCGCCUCCGAAGUGCAGGAGCUCAGAAAGAUCCUCACCAAGCUGAAGAGCAUCGCACUGGAGGCGGAGGACGAGCUGGAGCGGCAGGACGAGGCGCUGGACGAGAUCACGAGCUCCACAGACAGAGCGAUCCUGAAGAUCAACAAACAGACGCGCAGGAUGCGGAACCUAAUCUGAACAUCCCUGCAACAUGGCCGCCGGUGACCACUGUGGUAGCUCCGCCUUCUCUGCGGGCAGGAAGGAAACGGCUGCAAACAGAAAAAUCUGAGAGAGGAAAAUCCAGAAAAUCGGAACUUUAUUUAUUGUUCUUAUUAAUGAAAUGUGUUAUCAGGAACAGAAAUAAAAUCGCCCCAAAAUACGAGCUCCGCCCACUGCACCCACUGAUGCAUUCCUAUCCGCUACGCCGGGACUGUGGAGUCAUUAAGGCGAACCUGUCAUAUUGAACUUGGUGUCCUCUCUGCGAGCAGAUUAAUUUCCAUCCCUGCUUGUUCUAUACCUAGGAGUCCAGUGGGCGGUACUAUCUGCGAGCCGCACUGAGCA